Molecule: messenger RNA, 909 nt
Organism: Centruroides sculpturatus (bark scorpion)
Lineage: Eukaryota; Metazoa; Arthropoda; Arachnida; Scorpiones; Buthidae
Gene: Hus1-like
Product: checkpoint protein HUS1-like
Exons: 7
Coding region: 1-795 (264 amino acids)
Biological process (GO): meiotic DNA integrity checkpoint signaling; double-strand break repair via homologous recombination; nucleotide-excision repair
Cellular component (GO): checkpoint clamp complex; site of double-strand break; nucleolus
Source: RefSeq, a predicted model, not a curated record
AUGAUAAAAGGAAUAAGGGAUCAUAAUCAAAAGAAAGGAAAGACCCCUCUGACUAUGGUGAUGGUCCCUCACGGGUACCAAAUACUUAUCCAGUGCCAGGAGAGAUUGCUGACCCAGCAGAAAUGGGUCACUGGGAAUCAUUUUUUUAAUGAAUAUAAUAUGAUUGGGGUAUCAGAUGAGUUCAAUGAGAUAUAUUUGGAAUUAUCAACUGAUAAUUUAGUACAAGCAUUAAAAUCUUCAUCAUCUGCUAAAACCUUAAAAAUAAAGUUAACUAAAAAACAUGCUCCUUGUCUUACGUUAGAAAAUGAAUUGCCUUCACUUUCUUCUUAUUCACGUUUGGUAAUUCAUGAUGUACCUGUUCGUGUUAUACCAGUUAGAUUUUGGGAUGAAUUUCAAGAACCAGAAAUGUUACAGUUUGAUGUUUCUCUCUAUAUGCCACCACUGAAGAUUGUCAGAAAUAUAAUAGAUCGAAUGAAAAAUCUUGAUUCAUUUGUGACUCUGUCUGCUAGUCCUGAAGGAAUUUUAGUAUUACAAGUUGAAAAUGAUAUUGUGACAGUCAAGACACGUUUUACGAAUUUGGAGAUUCCAAGUGGAACUGGUCAAAAUGAAGAUGCAGAUCCUGAACUUCCUGCUGAGGUUAGGGUUAACAUAAAAAAAUUAAGCCAGUUCUUGUUUGGCGAACAGGUGAAUCCAUUAAGAGUUAUAUGCAAUAUCAUUCAUAACAAAAUGAUUCAUUUUUUCCUACUACAUGAUGAUGUUUCUCUGCAAUUCUUUCUUCCUUGUGUUUCACAUUGACACGUAAAAAUAUUUGUGAAUAAUUUUAUAAGAAAUGUUUAUAACAGUAUUUCUAUGUAUAAAUGUUUUUUGAAAAUUAUUAUUAUUAUUUAGAUUGUUAAAAGUACAAAAGAA